CUAUAAAAUCAAUGGGGGCGAGGAGAAAGGAAGACCUUCCCCGGGCAGCGUUUGCUGCUCUCCUCGCCCCCUCUCUUCCCUCCUCUGGCUUCCGCCCUCCGGUGUGUCCCAGGGGUCCAGGCAGGGGAGGGUCUAAGCGUUGGCCGCCUGGGGGAGCGUCGUAGGACCGCCCGCACGAGCGUUCGAUCCGAGGGACACUGGCAGAAGGAGAAGGCUCGCGGCUGGCCCACUCCAUCUCUCUGCAGCUUGCCGGCUUUGCUUUUGUGCCGGUGCCUCGGGGCUGCAAGGAGGGUGCGCUGGCGGAGGAGGGGGGCCUGGGGAGAGAGACACCCCAUUCACGCGCGCGCGCAUACGCCGCCGACGCACGCACACACCCGCGGACAGAGUCACAGACACGCACACACACACGCACAAAGCUCACUCGCCUCGAGCGCACUAACGUGCCAGCUCUCUUUGUGUGGAGCUCUCGAGGGGGGUUGGGGCCCGGUCCGGUCCGGGGGAGAUGGCGCAGCCCAUCCUGGGCCAUGGGAGCCUGCAGCCCGCCUCUGCCGCUGGCCUGGCGUCCCUGGAGCUCGACUCGUCGCUGGACCAGUACGUGCAGAUUCGCAUCUUCAAAAUCAUCGUGAUUGGGGACUCCAACGUGGGCAAGACCUGUCUGACCUUCCGUUUCUGCGGGGGGACCUUCCCAGACAAGACUGAGGCCACCAUUGGCGUGGACUUCAGGGAGAAGACCGUGGAAAUUGAGGGCGAGAAGAUCAAGGUGAUCCAGACGGUUCAAGUAUGGGACACAGCAGGUCAGGAACGCUUCCGCAAGAGCAUGGUGGAGCAUUACUACCGCAAUGUGCAUGCAGUGGUCUUCGUCUAUGACGUCACUAAGAUGACAUCCUUCACCAACCUCAAAAUGUGGAUCCAAGAAUGCAAUGGGCAUGCUGUGCCCCCACUAGUCCCCAAAGUGCUUGUGGGCAACAAGUGUGACUUGAGGGAACAGAUCCAGGUACCCUCCAACUUAGCCCUGAAAUUUGCCGAUGCCCACAACAUGCUCUUGUUUGAGACUUCAGCCAAGGACCCCAAAGAGAGCCAGAACGUGGAGUCAAUUUUCAUGUGCCUGGCUUGCCGAUUAAAGGCUCAGAAGUCCCUGCUCUAUCGUGAUGCUGAGAGGCAGCAGGGGAAGGUGCAGAAACUGGAGUUCCCACAGGAAGCUAACAGCAAAGCUUCCUGUCCUUGUUGAAACCAAAUGGUGUAAAUACAAGAUCAAUUAUUACUGGA
Messenger RNA from Suricata suricatta (meerkat), 1266 nucleotides. RefSeq names its product RAB33A, member RAS oncogene family (gene RAB33A). Gene Ontology annotation, biological process: Rab protein signal transduction. Gene Ontology annotation, molecular function: GTP binding; GTPase activity. The record is from RefSeq and is a predicted model, not a curated record. The transcript is spliced from 2 exons. Gene Ontology annotation, cellular component: Golgi apparatus; endosome. NCBI's taxonomy places the organism in Eukaryota, Metazoa, Chordata, Mammalia, Carnivora, Herpestidae. The coding region runs from base 503 to 1228 and encodes 241 amino acids.